Messenger RNA from Macadamia integrifolia, 1779 nucleotides. RefSeq names its product probable aspartyl protease At4g16563. Gene Ontology annotation, molecular function: aspartic-type endopeptidase activity. The record is from RefSeq and is a predicted model, not a curated record. Gene Ontology annotation, cellular component: extracellular region. The coding region runs from base 17 to 1462 and encodes 481 amino acids. The transcript has a single exon. Lineage: Eukaryota; Viridiplantae; Streptophyta; Magnoliopsida; Proteales; Proteaceae. Gene Ontology annotation, biological process: proteolysis.
AACACAUACAAAACGAAUGCUGAUGACCUUCUUUUCGUCUUCGCAGAAAACCAUGGCUUCUUCUCUGUCUAGGCUCCUCUUCUUCUCUUUCUUCUCUUUGAUCUCUCUUCUUUCCUCCAUUUCUUCAUUAGCUCAUGACAAAUCCACCACUUUAACACUAUCUCUCACACAAUUUAACAAGAACCCAUCUGCAGAUCCAUGGGAGAGGCUCACCCAUCUGGCUUCCGCCUCUUUAAUCAGAGCCCGACACCUGAAAAGCCCUCAAAGCUCUGUUCUCUCUAAAACCCCUCUUUUCCCUCACAGCUAUGGAGGAUACUCCAUUUCUCUCAGCUUCGGUACUCCAUCUCAGACCGUCCCCUUUGUCAUGGACACAGGUAGUGAUCUGGUCUGGUUCCCCUGUACCCACCGCUAUAUCUGCAGGAACUGCUCUUUUGCAAAUCAGAAUCCUUCAAGCAUCCAGACUUUUAUCCCCAAAUUGUCGUCUUCCACAAGGAUUGUGGGCUGCCAAAAUCCGAAAUGCAGUUGGCUUCACAGCUCUGAUGUCCAAUCGAGAUGCAGUGGUUGCGAAUCCAAUUCGAGAAAUUGCUCACAGAUCUGCCCUCCUUACAUAAUCACCUACGGUUCCGGAUCAACUGGUGGUAUUCUACUCUCUGAAACCCUCGAUUUUCCAAAGAGAAAGGUACCUGAUUUCAUCGUCGGAUGCUCUGUUUUCUCCACACGUCAACCCUCUGGAAUAGCCGGAUUCGGGAGAGGCCCAUCGUCGAUACCGUCGCAGCUCCACCUGAAGAAGUUCUCUUACUGUCUCCUCUCUCACCGCCUCGACGAUACUAGCCAAAGCAGUUCACUCAUCUUAACUGAUAACUCAGAUUCCGGCAACAAUAAGACUGGCGGCGUCAGCUACACACCGUUCGUGAAGAACCCAGUCACUGGAAGACCUGCAUUCUCAGUCUACUACUACCUUGGCCUGAGACAAAUCACCGUCGGAGGGAAAAAGGUGAAGAUUCCUUACAACUCUCUCUCACUGGGAUCCGACGGUAAUGGCGGAACGAUUAUAGAUUCAGGGUCGACGUUCACGUUCAUGGAGAAACGAGUGUUCGAUUUGGUGGCUCAAGAAUUUGAAACCCAAGUGAAGAGUUAUAAGAGAGCUCUCAACAUGGAAGCGCUCACUGGGUUGCGACCCUGUUUCGAUAUAUCGGCGGCGAAGGAUGUGUCGUUACCGGAACUGGUUUUCCACUUCAAGGGAGGAGCAAAGAUGGCUUUGCCGUUGGCUAAUUAUUACUCCAUUUUUGGAAAUACUGGGAUUGUGUGUAUGACUCUGGUGACUGACGGUAUCGAAGGACCCGAAAUAUCGGGUGGACCUUCGAUUAUUUUGGGCAACUAUCAGCAGCAAAACUUUUAUGUGGAGUACGACUUGGAGAAACAGAGAUUAGGGUUUCGGCAGCAGAGUUGUGGCGGCGAGUGAUACGAGAAAUUGUAGCGUAUCGGUUGUUGGGUCUUGACUCCUCACUCAUUUUCGUAAAUGCCAACGAUAGCUGUCGGUCGUUAUUUGAUUUGAUUUGAUUUAAACAGUUGGAACUUGGAACAUGAAAAAUUAGGUGUUUUAUUAAAAAGAACUUUUAAGGGUUAUGAUUAUAAUCAUAAAAAUGAUGACCAGCUUUCUUAGAAGAAGAAGAUGUUGGAUUUUCAGUUCUUCCCCACCCGCUCUCUCCCCCUUUGUUUUUUGAUAAGGUCUGUCUCCCCUUUCUAGUGAAAAGACUCUUUUGCCCCUCUUUUUUUUCA